This is a messenger RNA of Pyricularia pennisetigena, 1440 nucleotides long. RefSeq lists its product as uncharacterized. NCBI's taxonomy places the organism in Eukaryota, Fungi, Ascomycota, Sordariomycetes, Magnaporthales, Pyriculariaceae. Gene Ontology annotation, molecular function: mRNA binding. The record is from RefSeq and is a predicted model, not a curated record. Bases 1 to 1440 code for a protein of 479 amino acids. Gene Ontology annotation, cellular component: cytoplasm; nucleus. The transcript is spliced from 7 exons.
AUGGCAAAACAGCAUUUUACUGACGACUUGCAGCGUGAGAGGUCUCGAUCGCCUCGUCGUGGUCGGUCCAGAAGCCCAGGACGUAGCGGAAACCGUCGAUCCUAUUCGCCGCGUAGUAACCGAUCGCGUAGUGCCGAUCGAAACAACCGGAGGAGGUCGCGGUCUCCUAUGAACCAGCAGGGCCAGCUGGCUGGAGGAUCGAACUCAGGCUAUGGUGGAGCCCCCCGGUCCAACGAAGAUCGUGUACAGGCCAGGGAUAACAUGAUGAGCAACUUGCGCGAGAACUCCCAGCAGGACCGCCGGGUCUACGUUGGUAAUCUUUCUUACGAUGUUAAGUGGCAUCACUUGAAAGACUUCAUGCGCCAAGCCGGCGAGGUCAUUUUUGCAGAUGUGCUACUUCUCCCCAACGGAAUUAUUGUGGAAUAUGCAACCAGGGAACAAGCCCAGAACGCGGUUGCCACUCUGAGCAACCAAAACCUCAUGGGCAGACUGGUAUAUGUUCGCGAGGAUCGAGAAGCCGAACCCCGCUUCCAGGGAGCCAACAAUGCUCGUGGUGGUUUCGGCGGCGGCGCCCAGGGCGGCUUUGGCGGUGGCGGCGGCGGCGGCUUCCCCAUGGGAGGUGCCAGCGGCCCUCCCCAGGGGCGUCAAGUCUUUGUUAACAACCUUCCUUACAACGUGGAUUGGCGUGAGAUGAAGGAUCUUUUCAGACAAGCAGCUCGUGUCGGCGGAGUCCACCGUGCGGAUAUCCACAUGACUCCUGACAAUCGACCCAAGGGGUCCGGCAUUGUCAUUUACGACCACCCCGAUGAUGCCAACAAUGCUAUCCAGCAGUUCAAUGGCUAUGAGUGGUACGGCCGGACAAUUGAAGUGCGCAUGGAUCGCUUCGCCGGAGGCGGUUACGGUGGUGGUGGCCGCGGAGGCUUCGGCCAGCGUGGUGGCAUGGGCGGCUUUGGUCGUGGCGGCUUCGCCGGACGGGGUGGCUUUGGCGGUGCCGGAGGUUUUGGACGUGGCGGCUAUGGCGGUGGUGGCGGCUUCGACGGCGGUCACAUGGGUGGCGGUCCUAUGGGACCUGGCGCUGCCUCGGUGCCGCCAAAUCCGUUCACAGACAAUGCCACUGCUGGGUCAGAACGGAGCGAGACGAUUUACGUUCGCAACCUUCCUUGGUCGACGAGCAACGAGGAUCUUGUUGAACUGUUUACGACUAUUGGCAAGGUCGAGCAAGCCGAGAUACAGUAUGAGCCCAGCGGACGUUCCCGUGGGAGCGGUGUGGUGCGGUUCGACAAUGCCGAAACCGCCGAGACAUCUAUUGCCAAAUUCCAGGGCUACCAAUAUGGCGGACGACCACUCAACUUGAGCUUCGUUAAAUACCUCAACCCUGUCGGAGGAGACAACAUGGACACCGAUCCACAUGUCGGCCUCACUCAGGACCAGAUUAUGUGA